AUGCUGCACCAGAAAUACUACAAGGAAUAUGGUCUUGCUAUCGAGGGUCUCACCAGACAUCAUAAGAUCGACCCACUGGCCUUCAAUCGUGAAGUCGACGACGCUCUUCCUCUCGGAGAUAUUCUCAAGCCCGACCCCAAAUUGCGAAAAUUACUGGAGAGCUUGGAUACCACCAAGGUGAAGCCAUGGUUGCUGACGAAUGCCUAUAUAAGCCAUGGACAGAGGGUCGUAAAGCUGCUGGGCGUGGAGGAUCUGUUUGAGGGUAUCACCUACUGUGACUAUGGCCAGCUUCCGUUGGUUUGCAAACCCAGUCAGGAGAUGUACGCCAAGGCUGAGCGAGAGGCUGGCGCUCCUAAUACUGAGUCUUGCUACUUUGUGGCCCCUGCCAAUUUCUUGAAGGCGGCUUGUCGCCGAAACUUGCUCCUGCUCAUCGCGAUGGCCGGCCAAGACUACUCUCCUGGCACAGUGGUUGUGUUGACCGAUGGGCGGCAAGCUACUGUUCGUUUCAUAGGUCUAACUCACUUCGCCAACGGGGAGUGGAUUGGUGUUGAACUGACGGAUCCAACGGGCAAGAACGAUGGCGAAGUACAAGGAGAGCGGUAUUUCCAGUGCGAGCCAGGCUUUGGCAUGUUCAUUCGCCCAUCGGCCAUAACUUCCACACUUCAGCAGCCGUCCCGACAAAGUAAACAAACGGCCAGGCCCGGCUCUAGUGCGAAUACUGGCAGACAAUCACAGGCAGGGAGCAACACAAACAUCCGCAACAGUGGGGUUUCUACACAUACAGCGGGUAAGAGGCAGAGCACGACGGCUGCUGCGAGUCAGCCAUCGGUGGCAAGAGUCAGCUCUCGACCAUCUCUGAGGUCACCGACGAAAUCACCAACAAAGCAGUUGGUCUCGCCAGCGACGUCUUCGAGUCGUUCGUCCGCCGGCGCUGCUCCACGAACUUCUGCGGUGGCACCGAAUCGUCCGCGGCUAGCUUCAACAACCAAAUCCUCAGGGAGUCAGCCCGGGCCUCAACUUGCUGCACCCAGGUCGUCACGGCCAUCGAUAAGUGGGCCAGCGACAAGAACGUCUCGAUCCGCAACAGCAACCUCUACUCUCUCCAAGCGGCCUUCGUUACGACAGGUAACUCAGGCGAAAGCCCCCGAUGCCAGCGACACACCAGCAAGUCAGCCGUCAGAAGGGUCUGCUGACGCAGACUUGCCCGAAAACGAAGAUGUCAGUCCGCGACGUGAAGAAACUGCGCCGUUACCAGCACAAGCUCCGGUGCCGUCACCCCGGGGUUCACGACCGUCAUUAACCGCGACCCGGUCGAUGGGAUCCCGGUCUAGCAUUACGCCUUCCGCGGGCCGGCCGGCGCAGAAUGCUGCUGCGGCCGCGCGAGAGUUGGAAGAACUACAAACACGAUUGCGGGUCAUGGAGAAAAAGCGGAGCGAUGACCGCGAGAAAUUAAAGAUGCUCGAGCAAUUGCAAGUCGAACGUGAUAAAUUCGAGUCAAUAAUUCAGAAACUUCAAGCCAAGUACCAGCCGCAACAGAUGGAAAUCACAGAGCUGCGAAAAAGCUUGAAGAAGACACAUGAUCGUCUCGAGCAAUUGGAGCGAAUGGAGGCCGAACAUGAAUCUCUUAUGGAGAUGGCUACUCUGGAUCGAGAAAUGGCAGAAGAGACCGCCGAGGCCUAUAAACACGAAUGUGAGACCCUGCGAUUGAAACUCGAGGAGUUGCAGCUGGAAGUGGAGGUCUUACGGGAGGAGAAUGAAGAGUUCGGACAAGUCACGAGUCCUGAAGAGAGGUCCAGUCAGGGUUGGCUUCAAUUGGAAAAGAACAACCAGCGUCUCCGUGAAGCUCUCGUCCGACUUCGGGAUAUGACCCAGCAACAGGAAUCUGACCUGAAAGCUCAGAUUCAAGAACUUGAAGAAGACCUUGAAGAAUAUGCAACCGUGAAAGCCGACUACGAGGCCACCAAAGAAAAGCUUCUAGUUGCCGAAACAAAUGUGCAAGACCUGAAACAGCAACUAGACACCGCCUUGGGUGCGGAGGAAAUGAUCGAAGAGCUUGCCGACAAGAACAUGCGGUACCAAGAAGAAAUGAAUGAACUCAAGGCAGCAAUUGAAGACCUGGAAGCUCUACGCGAGAUAAGUGACGAGCUAGAGACCACCCAUAUCGAGACCGAGAAGCAGCUCCAAGAUGAAAUCGAUUAUCGUGAUACUGUAUUCACAGAACAGCUUCGCAAAAUUGCCCAUCAAGACGAGACAAUCGAAGACCUUGAGUAUACUCUUUCCCGCUUCAGGGAAUUGGUGACGAAUCUUCAAGCCGACCUGGAAGAUAUGCGCACCUCUCAACAAAUCACAGAGGCAGAAGCAUCGGACCUUAAUCAACGCUCGCGAGCGAUGAUGGACCUCAACACGAAGCUCCAAGCUUCGGUUUCCAAAGCGCAAACAAAGUCCAUCGACAUGGAAAUGGGCCGUAUGGACGCCGAGGAAGCUGCCCAACAUUUGGCGAUCGUGAAACUUUAUCUUCCUGAAUACUAUGAGGAAGAAAAAAACUCGGUAUUUGCCCUUCUCCGGUUCAAGCGUGUCAGCUUUAAAGCGAAAAUGAUGAACAAUACUGUGCGUGAGCGGAUAUCUGAGCAAACAUCAAUCUCUAUGCAUGAAGACAUAGUGCACGCGCACGAAGUAUCCGAGCAGCUCUUGUGGAUAUCGAGCAUCUGCGAUCGCUUCAUUAAAUACAUCAGCUCCUGCUCCCCGGAAGAGUUUGGAAGAAUUAGGGUCACCUUAUUCGAGAUGGAACCAGUCGAGCGGACAUUGAACUUCUGGAUUGAGAAUCUGAAGAAGAACGAAGUGAGCUCCAAAAAGUUCGCCGUUGAAUUACAACGGUCUAUCGCCCUCCUCGCGCAUUUGUCCGAAAGUUUCAUUCCCUCAAAUCCGGAAAUGUUUGCGGAGGAGCUGUGCAUGCGGGCAAGCCUGUGCCAAUCCUACUUUGAACACAUGUCUGCAGUUGCAGCCUGGUUGAAGACUUUCAUAAAGUCAAAAGCCUUGCCCUCGACUCCGGCCGAGAAGUCAGAAAGCAAUGAGGAGACUAGCUAUGCCCUCAAGCAGCUAGAGUCUUUUAUCUCUCAGGCUCGUGGAUUCAAAGUGGCAAUGGGCAAAGUUUUCCGCUCUUUGGAUGACCUCCGCUCACGCUCUCUCGCUCUCUCAAAUGAAGCCGAUGAACCCUUCCAGAAGAUGGAAACAUCUACAAAGCAGCUGUCUGAAAUUACUCGUAAAAUUUGCGAAAGUGUCAUUACUCUCACCAGUGAUGAAGGCCGGGCUGAUCCCUUUACUAUCACGGAGAUCAUGGAAGCGAUGUCACCAGCAGCUGAUUCAUUGUCAACAAAUGAUGAAAUACCCACCGGAUCAUCGGAUUCAAUGACUCUGCUUGCCAACAAACUGCGCGAGCUGGGUGGCGCUUUAGAAGAGCUUGACGUUAUUGCUGCAGAUCUCUCGCAAACCACUGAGUUUGAGAGGAGGCCUUUUCCAUGGAUUUCUCGUUCGGAAGAACUCACGUCUAACAAGGCGAUCUCGCCAGAUGCCGACGAGGAGAUACGCCGACUCAAGAACGAAGUGCAUGAGAUUUCUACUGCACUUGGUGUGAAAGAUAACACUCUUGAGGAGCAAAGUAUCAAGAUUGAGCUUCUCGAGUCACGCAUGCGUGAGGCAAACAAGAAGGCUUCUAUGGUCAAAGAUCUCGAAGCCAAGAUCGACGAGGUCCAAACUGUGAGCGCCGAACUCGAAAGGACCGUCGACGUACAGAAGAAGGAGCUCAUGUCUAUGGAGGCCGAGCGUGACGACUUCAAGGCUCGCCUUGAAAGAAUGAAGCGCAUCUCCGGGACCGCAGGUGGAUCGCCAGGCAAGGGAGGUCUGGUCAUUGACAGUGAGGCGUCGCUGGCUGCAAUGCAGGAGAAUGAGAGCCUUCGGGCUGAAGUGCAGAGUCUCCAAGCUGCUGUGCGCUUUUUGCGGGAAGAAAGCCGACGCGCAAAUCUCCUGGACCCAUACUCGAUCAAGCGAACUACGGAGAUGCACGCCUGGUUGGAUGCGCCGCUGGCUCGAGCAGCUCCUACGCCCGAGCAGAAAAAGAUUCAGCGUACUGCGCUUGAAAGCAGGGAUAUUCUCACGCAUCUGCUGAAGCUCACCAAAGAUUCUCGCGUGUGUGACUUGAAAUCAAGCAUCGCCGUCCCUCCUGCGAAUGAGAAACCUACUCCUCGCACCGGGUGGCGUCCAUCAAAUUCUCGCUUGCGCUACCACACUCUACGGCAACGUGAGCAAUAUGAGCACUGGGCCGAGUGGUGUAACGAGGUUGCUCACCACGAGCGCGAGCACGAUCGGAUUGCCGCGACAAAGAAAGAGCGCGCCUUACGCGAGCAAGUUUCGCGCCGAGGACACAAGGCGUCCAUUGAAGAUCCACAAGGAGCGGGUCAUGGCAUGAUGGGUCGUGCGUGGCAAAUACUUGGGAUCCAGAACAACCACGACAAAGCUCCACUCACUCGUGAGAUCGACAUUGAAGGAGUGGACAUUGUUUCUUCUGAUUAG
Molecule: messenger RNA, 4566 nt
Organism: Penicillium diatomitis
Lineage: Eukaryota; Fungi; Ascomycota; Eurotiomycetes; Eurotiales; Aspergillaceae
Product: Dynactin
Exons: 3
Coding region: 1-4566 (1521 amino acids)
Biological process (GO): pyrimidine nucleobase metabolic process; nucleotide catabolic process
Molecular function (GO): nucleotidase activity
Source: RefSeq, a predicted model, not a curated record